Messenger RNA from Anastrepha ludens (Mexican fruit fly), 2486 nucleotides. RefSeq names its product protein NASP homolog (gene Nasp). Gene Ontology annotation, cellular component: nucleoplasm. The coding region runs from base 234 to 1706 and encodes 490 amino acids. Gene Ontology annotation, biological process: DNA replication-dependent chromatin assembly; CENP-A containing chromatin assembly. The record is from RefSeq and is a predicted model, not a curated record. Gene Ontology annotation, molecular function: histone binding. The transcript is spliced from 6 exons. Lineage: Eukaryota; Metazoa; Arthropoda; Insecta; Diptera; Tephritidae.
AGCAGCCAAAACCCAUUCAUAUUUCAUUAUAUUUGUGACACCAGAAAGUAGAGGUUCAUAUUACGUUUGCAUGUUUUCGUUUGGAAUAUAAUUAAUAUUUUAUACAAUUUAAAAAGUGCACAAGUUCCAGCAACAAUAUAAAAUCCGAGAUUUAAGUGUAGCGCCAGCCAAAAGGUUUUACUUAAUCAACAAUCACUUCAACCUAUAAAAGUAAAGAGUAGCGCAAUUACAAAAUGUCCACAGAGGAGCAAAUUCCCGUCGUAGCCACCGCAGAUGUCAAAGCUGCAGAUUCCAGCGAAAAACCUCUUGCUGCCAUCGCCACAGAUCCAUUGGUCGAACAGGAGCGUGCAGAAAAGAUUCUUAAAGCUAAGGAGUUGUACAGCCAUGGCUCACGUAAUUUUCUUGUAAAAAGUUACGUUGAAUCGGCCGAUGAGCUGAGUCAAGUUUGCGCCUUAUACGAAGAAUUAUACGGCGAACAGUCAGAUGAGUUGGGCAUGCCAUAUUUGCUUUAUGCCAAAUCAUUGAUUGCCUUAGCGUUGGAUGAAAACAAAGUUAUCGAUGUACCCGAUGAAGAGGAGCUUGAAGACGACGAUGAUGAAGAUGACGACGAAGCAGAGGACGAUGAAGCACCCGCUGCAGUGAGCGCUAAUGGUGCAGUAGCCACCAGCUCAAAUGGCGCGGUAGCAAAAGCUAAACUAGAUGAUAUCAAAGAGAAGGUUGGUGAGGUGGAUUCAGCGAACGGUGAAGUCGCCAAGCCCGCCGAAGAAGAAAAAGCUCUGGCAGCUGUUGAGAAGAAUGUCGAGGACGCACAAGUAAGCAGCACCGACGAUGUUGCCGGUGCUGGUGAGGAGAAUAAGGAAGAAAAGGAGAAGAAAGAUAAUGCUGAAAAUGGCACAACCAAUGGUAAAUCGGUCAAAGUCGUAACUGUGUCAGAAAAUGCCACUUCAGUCGCCGCCACACCUGUUUUAGAUGGUGAGAUGCCGAGCACCUCGAAUGGCGACGCAGGCGCUGGCGAACAAGACGACGAAGAGGAAAAUGAGGCGGCCUCGAAUCUGCAAUUGGCUUGGGAAAUCCUUGAGUUGGCUGCCAAAAUAUUCACACGCCAAGGUACAAAUGGUCUACCUAACUUGGCUGAGGUGCAAACGGAGCUGGCUAAUAUUGAAUUUGAAAACAACUUGCCCGAGGCGGCACGUGAGGAUUACGGGAGGGCACUAAAAAUUUACAGCGAAUUGCCUUCAAAUUACCGUCGGGCCAUGGCAGAAAUACAUUACAAAAUUGGACUCACAUAUCUGAUGCAGCAACUGAACAAGGAGGGAGCUGAAUCGCUCAAGGAUGCCUGCACAUUGAUCGAUGCUGAAAUAAAGGAGCUGCAAGCGAGCGAAGAGGAGCUUAGCGAUAAGCAGAAAAAUAACAUACAGGAUAUGGAGGAAACGAAACAAGAGAUUUGGGCGAAAAUUGCUGAAAUCGAAGAUACACAAGCGCAGAAUGUAGCCGAAGUGCGCGCUGCAUUGGACAGCUACAUUAAACCAAUAAGCUCGGAAAAUAAAGACGGCGCCGGAGCCUCAACAUCUAUGGCAGCGGGCUCCUCUUCUUCUAGUUUAGCAAAGCCUUCAGAUAUUUCGCAUCUGAUUAAGCGUAAGAAGCCCGAUGAGCAUAGUUCGGAGGCCGAAGCGACGCCAUCACCAGCCAAACGGCCGGCUAUUUAAAUCCUUCUCGCUUUCUAUGCACUUAAUUUUUGCUUUUGUUAUGAGAACGCGAGUGUUAUUGUAUUUCAAUUGCUGUUGUAUUGUGCCUGCAUUCCGUUAAUAUAAUAUUAAUGCAUUACAUAAGUAAACAAACACCAAUAAGGCAAAGAUAAGCACAUACAAAAACAAAAACCGAGGGAAGAAAACCUGGCACCGUACUUUGCAAGUUUCAACCGACGAUUAUGCGCUCGAAAAUUCUUUUGCGCUUGAAAGUAGAGUAAGCCUUUUGUUGUAUUGCUGCCCAACUCCUUCCGGCUUUUUAACUUUUCAAUGAAUAUUUGAGCAACCAAAUUGAACAAUUUUUCUUUCUAUUUUCUAGGCUACUCUCAACUAGAGAGCGUAAUGGUGCCAGGCAAAUGAAAUUUUUUGCCAUUGUACUGAAUUUUUUUUGCAUGCAUAUUUUGGUUUAUUUUUUUCCACAUCACUUGCAGUCACAAAUUGAAUUACUCAGUUUUCCUUUGAUUUUGAAUAUUGUUUUUACAACUACAACUAGCGUUUUUUUUACUUUUUCUUCAAUAGAAUUUAGAUGUAAGCAUACACAUUAACACAUAUUUAUAUACGUACGUAACUUAUACCAUUAAUAGCUGUCAUGCCAACGUUUUGUAUUGUUUUUUGUUUGUUUUUUAAACUUAGAAGUUUGAGUUGAACAUAUGUCUAAAAAUACUUUUAUUACAAAGAGGAAAACAAAAAAUGUUUAAUAUGGGCAAUACAAAGAAAUAUAUACUUGAUAUACAUAACCGA